Molecule: messenger RNA, 3490 nt
Organism: Larimichthys crocea (large yellow croaker)
Lineage: Eukaryota; Metazoa; Chordata; Actinopteri; Sciaenidae
Gene: syt12
Product: synaptotagmin XII
Exons: 7
Coding region: 171-1307 (378 amino acids)
Biological process (GO): synaptic vesicle endocytosis; calcium ion-regulated exocytosis of neurotransmitter
Cellular component (GO): exocytic vesicle; plasma membrane
Molecular function (GO): SNARE binding; clathrin binding; calcium-dependent phospholipid binding
Source: RefSeq, a predicted model, not a curated record
GGAGAGCAGAGGCGGCCGCUAUGUAGCGGAGACUGGCACCGGUAGUAUAGUAAUCCACGCGAGUGGCUGCCAACAACCACCGGCGGACCUCCACUACCUCCAGCCGCAAACCCAGCCUGGCCCUCGGUGACACCCCAGAUGGUUUCAGGGAGCUGGGCCACCUGGAGCUGAUGAGCAGAGAGCUGGACCCGACUGGCAUGGCACAGCUUAACCGAUCCAUCUCCACCGACUCUCUCAGCUCCAUCUCCUCCAUCGCCAACAACUUCGGCCAUGACUUCACGGUUGGCCAGCUGGAGGUGACGCUUGAGUUUGAGCAGUCCAGGCAUCCAGGCCAGGGGACGGGAAUGCUCCACAUUACUCUGCACCAGGGCAAAGACCUGCUGGAGAGGGAAGAGGGAGACUUCCCAGGCUGCUUCAUCAGAGUCUCCUUGGGGCCAGAGGAGCUCAAUGUGGGAGUCACAAGGGUCCAGACAAACGCAUUCACCGUGAUUUUUGAUGAGCAUUACUCCAUUCCCGUGGACUUGUCCACGCUGGAGGAGUACAGCCUGCGUUUUGCUGCUUUUGGUAUUGAUGCUGAUGAGAGAAACAUCAGUGCUGGGGUGGCAGAUCUCAAACUGUCAGACUUGGACCUGACCAUCAGACCAUUCAAUGCAUGGCUCUACCUUCAAGAUAUCAACAAAACAACACCUAACAAUCCAUCAGCAGUACCUGUCAGUGUGAGGCUUCAAACAGGAAGCACUCAGAGGGAAGUUAGCAGAGUGUCAUCAGCAGGCUGUGGAUGCAGUUGGGGAGAUCCUCUUGUCUCUCAGCUAUUUGCCAACAGCAGAGCGCCUCACAGUGGUCGUGGCCAAGUGCAAGAACCUGGUGUGGACCAAUGGCAAGAACACUGCAGAUCCAUUUGUCAAAGUGUAUCUCCUGCAAGACGGCAGGAAGAUCAGCAAGAAGAAGACUUCCACCAAAAGGGACGACACAAACCCCAUCUUCAACGAAGCCAUGAUCUUCUCUGUGCCGUCCAUUGUCCUGCAGGAACUCUCCCUGAGGGUGACGGUGGCAGAGACCACAGACGAUGGGCGGGGCGAGAACUUGGGUCACGUGAUCAUUGGCCCGGAGGCCAGCGGGAUGGGGAUCACCCACUGGAACCAGAUGCUGGCCACUCUGAGGAAGCCUGUGUCCAUGUGGCACCCUCUGCGCAGGAUCUAGGAUCUUUGCACUUCGUACAUAUCCAACCUGUUUCAAGUAAAACACUCGCUUCUUCACGUGCCUUUCCGCUCCCCCCUUAUUUGGAGCCAAUCUGUUACACUGUGUAAGUAAGAUAAGAGUUUUAGCCACAGGAGGAUAGUGUCUGUGUGGUAUUGUUACUCUGCUGCUGAGUAAUAAAUUGUUACUCCAUGUGAGGGGGAGGAAAGUGAAAAGCCAGUGUUUGACCCUGAGCAGGGUGUAUUUUUGCUCCCUGGAUUAGUUUGAUGUUUAAAUCCUGUCUUUAGUAUUUGGCUUUAUCCUGGCUCGGGUACAUUAUGGAUGAAGGUGGCAUUUAGGAGGGAGCAGUGCAUGUUAUGGAGGCCCUGAGAGUUUAACACACUGCAUCUUAAAAAUAUAGUCAGUCGGAGACCGUCUAUAAAUAGACAAAACAUCUUUGCCAAGUUGACAGUACGUGCAGGAUUUAGAAAAUGCUGCAAAGUUAGAAAACACAACCAAAAGUAAGAAAAAAGAUGAAAAAAAUGUUUUUUAGGCUGCACAGGAAGUGAGUCUGUGCUGUGUGCAUUACUCUCUAGCGCCCCCUGGAAAUCAUUUCCAAUCCUACCUGCAGCGUUUCUUCAUUUCUUCGUGUUUUCUCUCUCUGCGGCAUGAAUUUUGUCUAAAUGACGCACAGAUGUUUUGUUAUCUGCUUGUGUUUGGUCUAUUUGCAUAUGUGUUCUACAGCGUGUUGAGCUCUCAGGGCCACCAUACCAUAUCCCAAAUUACCCAGAUUGUGUUGAUUCUACGUCCUUUACUUUACGUCCUGAGAUCCAGGCUGAAAUCUCCACUACAACAACAGCAAACUAGACGUGGAUAUGUGGAUACUUUUCUCCCCCUUUUCAAAAUCUUGAUCAGAAGUUUCAGUUUGGACUUAAAGGAGAGUUCAUUAAAGAAAGGAGCCCAGCCUCAGCAGAUGUGACCCUCUCUGCAUGGUGCCUCCUCUGGUUGUAGCCUGUUAUAGUUGUAGAGAAUGACUGACUGGACGGAGGAGUGAUCUCACUGCUCUUUCAGGAAAACACUUGUUUGUCUUUUCAAAGCAGUCAUUGAUUGCACCUACGUGACUGAUUUUGUAGUGGGUUUUAGAGCCAAGCUGAGUUGUUGGAUUUGCUUAUGUAAUUUGUUAACAGUGAGACUGAUAAAUAACAGAGGUUUUGGUAUGUUCAGUAUUUAUUGUUCUUUUGAAAAAAAAAAAAAAAUCCAGGUACUCUUAUCCAGGUGAAAUAAUUGUAAUUUGUAGCAGUUGUUACAGGGUGGCCAAAUCAGAUGUAAUUAGCAUAUAAAUAUCAUAUUACAUUGUUCUAUUUUUACCAUGAUUAAUGCAAUACAAGUUGCAUACACAUAUUUAACAAUGUAAAUAGUAUUACAACAGUUUUAUCAUUGCCAUUUUCUCCUCUAAAUUUUGGGUGCAGAUCACGUUUUUUCAUGGUAUUACACUUUAAUAAGCAUCAAACUCCAGCUUCAUUUCUACAACACUAUAUUUAACAACUAUAUCAUUGCUGAUCAAUGAGUUAUUAUCAAAACACCUCUGGGAAUUUAACUUGUGAUGUAAAGUAUACUAACCCCUUUAAAUGGGUUUACAGUUCCUUUUAUGUUAAAGGAAACACCUUGAUAUUCUGAAUUCAUCACUCGUCACACUCAUUUUGGCAUUCGUCAUGAAGAUACCUGCAAGCUUCCCGUUGGCACUGAUGCUGUUCUUGGCUGAAACCGAGAGGAGCCACUGUGCAGAUCGAAGCCUGAAUGGAAACAUUGCUAAAAAGGUUUGUGGUUAAAAUGAAGAUUACAUGACAAGUGUUGAAAAAGUCAGAAUGUCAAGGUGGCUUUUUAUCUGUCUGAGAUAUUCUCUACGACAUUGUGCAAAAGUGCUGUUUUGUUGUAACUUUUGAAUGUGAAUUAUCAUGUGAAAUACCUGCUAACUCUGAAAGCAUCAUCAGCCUCAUGCAUUGUUGUGAUUUCUGUUGUUUUUCAAGCAGAACGUACUCUACAUUUUUGGUCGAGUUCUGAACGCGUUCCUCACCUCACUUUGAAAAUCUAUCCAAAAAUAACACAACUGUGGUCAUAUAAUACACAAUAUUUCCUACUGUGCCAAAUAAUGAAGCAAUAUUUUCAUUUACAAUCAGCAUUUGCAUUCGAUUCAACAAAGCUGUAGCCUACAUUCAACCAUGCAUGAAGUUAUUUAGCACUUGAUGUGAAUGUGCCUCAAGAACACAGUGUAUUGUGUGAAUGCUGUUUGAAAUAAAAAGCAGUUCAACAGUAA